Messenger RNA from Seminavis robusta, 330 nucleotides. NCBI's taxonomy places the organism in Eukaryota, Bacillariophyta, Bacillariophyceae, Naviculales, Naviculaceae. The record is from the annotation of a GenBank genome assembly.
AUGGGUGGACAGGAAGGAGAAGCAGAUCGAGCGGGAGGAUCCUUGACAGCUGCGCUGGGAGCCAGCACGACAAUCCAAAAUCUUUGGUUGUCGAGUUUUUUGGUGCGAGCCUUGCUUUCCCCGGUAUCUGGGAUGAUCUCUUUAGAGGUUUUGGUGGCGUGUGUCUAUUCACGCGCCCAGUUGUUGGAUGAAGGGUUGAAAGUUCUAGCUGGCGGCAUCGCUGGCGGCAUCGCUGACAACAGAUCGCUGAAUCUAGCUAGUUCCGAGUUCGAAUCGACGGGCCGGCCGAUACGUCUCGAAGCUUCGACAAAUCACGUCCAUCCUUUUUAA